CGAGGCGUCUUCCUUACACUGUACUAUGGAGAAGUUUAUCGAUACUUCGGUGAGUGGAAGCAGCAUGUGAAGGCGUGCCAUCGCGCGUUUUGCUUCAAAAAUAGUUUUUUUUUAACUGGAAAUUUUGUUCAUGUGAAUGAUUCACCUGAGCGCGGAACAGCUGCGAGGCGUAGCUACAGGGCGCUGAAACGUAUGGAAUGUGUUCGUCCUAACCUCGAAGACAACAGCCGAAAAAGUUGCUUCUGUAGACCUACGCUAGUGCUGGUGCGUACAUUAACGGACGAUCAUGGGAAGAAGACAGGCACCAUCGCAAGAGGACUUUACCUUUGUCAGCCCUAUUGUCAAGUACUUGCUUUUUAUUUUUAACAUGAUCUUUUGGCUGAUUUCGAUGGUGAUGGUGUCGAUCGGCAUAUACGCCAGGAUCGCGAAGCACGCAGAGACGGCGAUGUCGUACCUGACGGUGGACCCCGCCGUGCUGCUGAUGAUCGUCGGGGUGCUGAUGUUCCUCAUCACCUUCUGCGGGUGCGUCGGUUCCCUGAGGGAGAACAUCUGUCUCCUGCAGACGUUCUCCAUCUGCCUGACUGUGAUCUUCCUACUGCAGCUGGCUGCUGGCGUGCUCGGCUUCGUCUUCUCUGACAAGGCACGGGGCAAAGUGACUGACAUCAUCAACAACUCUAUUGUUCAUUACAGGGAUGACCUGGACUUACAGAAUCUCAUAGAUUUUGGUCAGAAAGAGUUCAGCUGCUGUGGAGGAGUCACCUUCAGGGACUGGUCCCAGAACAUGUACUUCAACUGCACCCCAGAUAACCCCAGCCGGGAACGCUGCUCUGUCCCGUACUCCUGCUGCCUGCUGUCCAAAGAAGAGGCCAUCAUAAACACCAUGUGUGGCCAUGGGAUGCAGGACCUGGAAGAUGUCCAGGCCGACGCUUUCAUAAACACCAGCGGCUGCAUAGACAAGCUGGUCAACUGGAUCCAUGGCAAUCUGUUCCUGCUGGGAGGCAUCGCACUGGGUCUCGCCAUCCCUCAGCUGGUGGGAAUUCUGCUGUCGCAGAUUCUGAUCAAUCAGAUCAAAGACCAGAUCGAGCUGCAGAACUACAACCUCCAGCACCGCUCGGACCCUUGGUACUGAUCCAACAGAGUCCGAGCUCGCUGCCAGAGACUGCAGCACCUGCAGCCGUGAGCGUCGGACACCUGGGACACCUGGGACACCUGGACUCACGCCAGACUGGCACACCUGAAGAGGUGGUUUUACAUUUGAAGACAUUUGAAUGACUCGACCGUCAAGCUCCUGUUGGAUCAGGAGGGGGUCACAGUCAUAUCUGCAGGCUCCCUAAGCACAGAGCUCUGGAGGACCUGACUGUUGUCAGGAGCUGAGCUUCCUACUGAACACAACCUGCAUGUCAAUUUUCUGCACUUCAACGCUGGAAACCUCUUGAAUUUUACACUGGGAAAAUAUUUACCGCACUUCAGUGUAAGACACUGUGUCAUUAACAAGUAACGCAUCACAAUUAGGAAAAGACAUAUCUUUGCCCUUUGCUCCAUUUUAACAUCAUUAGUAGGUCAUUUGUCAUAUUUUUCUUUAAUAGGAAAAGAUACCACUAACUGCCCAGAUCACUUGAGGAGAAAGGGGAUAUGACAUGCCAUACUUCCCCUUAAGCAUACGACGGCCUGGGUGCACAUCUGACAGAAAAAAACUGCUGCUUUUUUGGCCGGUGUUUUCCACACAGCAAAUCUGAUGUGACUCAGAUCAGCUUAAAGAGAGAAGUGUAAUUUGCGUUUUUACUGACAGAAUUUAAAAUGGAUCAGAUCUUUUAAUCCCGCAUGCACAUGCAGUUUGUGACUGGUUCUGCGUCACUUACCAUCCUGGCCCUGCCCUUGCCUUACAAGAUGCCACAUGCCCGCUCAAUACAACAUUGUUCACUUAAUUUGUGCUUACCUGUAGUAAUAUAUAUUAAGGGAUUGCUCCUAGCACUAAUAUCUACAGUUCCUGUUACAGGUUAUA
Molecule: messenger RNA, 2002 nt
Organism: Megalops cyprinoides (Indo-Pacific tarpon)
Lineage: Eukaryota; Metazoa; Chordata; Actinopteri; Elopiformes; Megalopidae
Gene: tspan33a
Product: tetraspanin 33a
Exons: 8
Coding region: 287-1129 (280 amino acids)
Cellular component (GO): membrane
Source: RefSeq, a predicted model, not a curated record